Messenger RNA from Alosa sapidissima (American shad), 2256 nucleotides. Its product is annotated as claudin-9-like. Gene Ontology annotation, biological process: cell adhesion; bicellular tight junction assembly. Gene Ontology annotation, molecular function: structural molecule activity. The transcript has 2 exons. Gene Ontology annotation, cellular component: bicellular tight junction; plasma membrane. NCBI's taxonomy places the organism in Eukaryota, Metazoa, Chordata, Actinopteri, Clupeiformes, Clupeidae. Bases 532 to 1260 code for a protein of 242 amino acids. The record is from RefSeq and is a predicted model, not a curated record.
GGCCAAACAUUACUAUCCUCCUACACAGCUGGAUAGUUUCCACAGAGUGAGUGCCAGACACACAUACACACACACACACAACAAACACAGAGCAUCGGUCAGAGCAGCUCACUGUUGGACAUGGAAACUCCUCUCUCCUGAUCUCUUCUUAUAUAGAGACAGAGGUUUGCCUCUUCAGACUCAAAACACCUUCAUCAUCACCAUCAUCAUCAUCAUCAUCAUCUUACCCACCAUCCUCAUUCCUUCAAUCUGUAAGCAUCCUCCCAGAGAUCUAUGUAUCUACAUGGAUACUGCAAACAGCAGAAAGAACAUCAGCAUUGCAUGAAGACAAUGGAGAAAUGGAACAUCUCUGAUAUGCAAACAACAGACUUCUAAAAUCUCACUCUCCUGGAUCCUUCUCUUUCAUUUCCCGUGUAUCUGUUUUUCUUUCUCUCUUUCUUUCUUUAUUUCAUCUUCCAUUGCUCUAGCUUUCACCACCUCUUGCACAUCUCUCUCUUCCUCCCUCGCUACUCCCAAGUCGUCCUUGUUGCCAUGGCCACCACGGGCCUGCAGGUGCUGGGCGUGCUCCUGGCGGUGACCGGCUGGGUGGGCCAGGCCCUGGUGACCGCCGCCCCCUUCUGGCGCGUGUCGGCGUUCGUGGGCGGGGAGCUGGUGGUGGCCGAGGCCCAGUGGGAGGGGCUGUGGAUGAGCUGCCUGGUGCGCCCGGGCUCGGGCCACACCCAGUGCAAGAGCUUCGACUCGGGCCUGGCGCUGCCCGCGGGCACCCAGGCGCGCCGCGUCCUGGCGCUCCUCGCCCUCCUGCUGGGCGUGCUGGCGCUCGGGCUCUCCGUGCUGGGCAUGAAGUGCACCCGUUGCCUGGGCGACGGCGGAGACGUCGACAUCGGCGUGCGGGAGACCAAGGCGCGGCUGGCGCGGGUCGGCGGGGCGUUGUUCGCGGCCGCCGCGGUGGUGUUCCUGGUGCCCGUGUGCUGGACGGCGUACGCGGUGGUCAGGGACUUCUACGACCCGGCGGUGGCGCCGCCGCUCAAGCGGGAGCUGGGGCCCGCCCUCUACCUGGGGUGGGGCGUGGCCUUGCUCACGCUGGUGGGAGGGGCUCUGAUCAACGCGGGCUCGGCUCCGCCCACCGGAGGAGGAGUAGGCGGAGGCGGAGGAGGAAGGGGAGGGACCUCGGGAGGAGUGGCAGCUGCCGCCUACGGGGGAGGGAAGGGCAACCCGCAGCCCACGCCGCCCGAGGGGAAGAAGGAGAAAGCGUACGUCUGACGGAGUCCGAGAGGGAAGAAGAAUACGUCUAAGGCGGGGGGGUUGGAGGGCGGGUGGUGGAUGGUGGACAGGGGGACGGGGAAGGUGAAGUGGAUGAAGGUAUUCUAUGGUGCACGUCAGCAGAAGGUUACAGGAAGUGAUGCGUUAUGACUGUAGAGGUUGAAAGAACACAUUGGGGCUGAAUGAGGAUGUUGGUGGUUAUGUGUAUGGGAGGGAAAGGGACUGUAGAACACAUGUCACAGGGGUACAGGACACAUUUUAUGAGAAGGUGAGAGGAAGUGACGUAUUUCUUGUCGAGGUCAAAAGGUCAUAUUAGGCUAUUAGGCCGAGUGAGGGCAUUUAAAGGGUAAUGAUGGUGUAAUUAUUUGUAAGAAGGCCACAGAGGAAGGAAAGAGUAGACACCUGAGAAGGGGGGGGGUGAUUUGGAAAACUGGGGUAUUUCCCAUUUGACAGUUUGUGUAGUAUAAGUACAGAGGCUUGGUUUUGGGGGGGGGAGGGGUGGUUAUUUUCAGAAUGAUGGUUGACCUUAGGUGUUUCUUUUUUCCUCUUGGAGGCCAGAUAAAGAGUGCAUUUCAGGAUAGGCAGCGUCAGGGAUUGACUUAAUGGGAAGAGGAGAGAAACAUAAUGUGUGUGUGUGUGUGUAUGUAUGUGUGUGCAUGCACCUGCGUGAUUGCCUACUUAAAGUUAGGUUUGCGAUAAACAGUGUGGUGUACAUUGUAAUGACAGCAUUUUUUGUCAGGGUCAUGUGAUUAACAAAGUACAGCACUGAACUGGCAGCUUGUCAAAAUACAUUUUGUAAGUGUCAAGAAACAGCUCUCUUUUAUUUUUUGUUUAUUUGUUUUAGUGUGUGUUUGUUUGAAAGUGAUAUAACAAACACAAAUGCUUACAUUAGAAGCCUAAUCAUGACUAACAUUUGUAUUCAGUUACAUUUUGACAGUGUUAUUCAAUUACUGUACAUGUUCAAAAUGUUGUUAUAUUUUCAGUGCAUGUCAAACA